This is a messenger RNA of Plasmodium malariae, 2112 nucleotides long. Its product is annotated as conserved Plasmodium protein, unknown function. Lineage: Eukaryota; Apicomplexa; Aconoidasida; Haemosporida; Plasmodiidae. The record is from RefSeq and is a predicted model, not a curated record. Bases 1 to 2112 code for a protein of 703 amino acids. The transcript has a single exon.
AUGACCCUCCUACCCCUCUUGUGUUCGAAAACAAUGUAUGAUAGUAAAAAUGUUGACUACGGAUAUAAAGAAAAAGAAAAAAGACUAAAUUUUUUUUUAUCAAAUGAAAAAUAUAUUUCCGCAAAUAGUAGUACUUAUAAGAAUAUAGAGCAAAAAAAUUUAGAGAAAUGUGAACUGGCAUCAAUUCUACUUGACAACUUCAGUACGUUUGAGCAGAUUAGUUUAAUAGAAGAAGGAAAGUAUUCAAAUGCGAAAAUAUCGAAUGAUUUAAAUUUACUUAGUUGUGAUGAUAAAAAUUCUGGAAAGUACUCCACACAUAGCAAUUCCACCAACAGAGGAGCUAUUUUCGACUUACAUAAUUUUCGAGCAAAAAAGGAUAAUGGAAUACAUUUUAGUAACACCUCUUCAUGUGAUAUUAUCACCAGGGGUAGCGACAGGUAUAGCAGUAGGGACCGUAGCGAUAGCAUCCAAAGGGGUAUUAAUGCUAACUAUGGAAAUAACGAGUGUGCAGAAAAUUUUUGCAUGGAGGUAGAUAGUAACUAUGAAAGGAUCGAGGACAAGAGUGAACUUGUCUGCAGUAAGGAAAUAACUCCAGAAGUAAAUAAUGGUAAAGAUGGUGGAGAUAAAAGUUAUAACGACCAAUGGACUGUUUAUGAAGAUACUUUCCUUAGUAAUAUAGACAUAGCAGAUCUUUGCAAAUAUUUUGAACAAAAUAAUUUUGAAAGACACAAGUGUCAAAAUGUAAAGAAACAUAGUAAAGAAAAGAAGAAAGAAAACAUGUUUAGCCAUAAGUUGAGUAAUAAAAAACGUGGCAACAAAAGUAAUAGUAGUGAAAGGCAUAUAUUCGAUUUGACUCGUAGAGAGAAAAAGGAGUUGGGGGAAGAUAAGAAAGAGAAUUGUCAACAGGCUAAUAAUAAAAAUAUUAAAAUAAUAAAGAAGAACAGUUAUGGAGAUAAAAAAGUCUAUUAUGAGAAACGAUUAAAAGAGCAAACGUUGUUACAUAAAGAGGAAAAGGAAAAAAUGAAAAAAAUUUAUGAAAUGCAAAUAUACGAAAUUAUGGAAAAUUAUAAAAGAGAAGAAGAAAAAAAGAAAAUGUUAAUAAAUAAUAUUUACAAUAAAUAUAUGAAUAUGAAAAAUGAGCUAAUAAAAGAAACAAAUGACAAAAAAAAUUUGCAAGAUAUGAACGAAAAUUUAAAAAACGAAUUGAAAACAAUGGAUAUAUAUCCACUUGAAAAUAAUUUGUUAAAUAGCUAUAAGAACAAAAUAGAGGAUUAUAUUUUUUUAUCCAAAAAUAAAGACAUAAAAAUAAAAAAUCUGGAAAAUGAAAUAAGUAAAAUAAAAAAAUGUUUAGAUCAAGUCGAAAAAAAAUACUGCCAAAUUUCUGAAGAAAAAAAAAAUUUGCACGAAAUGAAUGCAUUACUAAGAAAGGAUAACAUACAUUUACAAAAGAGACUGGAAAAUUUAAAAAAUGAGAAAAAUGAAAUGGGCCAAGUCCUCUUUUAUAAAGAUUUGAAAAUUAAUCAUUUCUUGAGCAUAUUAAACGUGCUGGAUGAAGCUAUAAUGUCUGAUAGUACCUGCUCAAGUGAAAAGCAGCAGAAAAAAGAAAAACAAGAAACGACGAAUGUUAAAGGGACGAAAAAGGGAGAAAAAGGCGAAAAAACAGAAACGGAUGCCAUCAGAAGCAUGAACAAAAAAAUUAUAAUAAAAUCAAUUGUACAUAAAAUAAAAGAUUUAAACAAAAAAAUUAAAAAGCACGAAAAAGUACUCAGCAGUUCUGAUAAUAAGGUGAGUCAUCAUAUCUUACAGAUUAAUAACAGAACAUCACAGUCAAAUAAUAGUACUAUUGAUGAAGUGAAAAGAGAUAAGGAACUAAUUGACAACUACUUUAAUUGUACAAAUUAUAUUUUAAAUGAAAAUGAAACAAACAUGCCGCGGGAAGACGAAGGUCAAACAACGUUUUUUACGAACACUGACUCGAAAGGUGCAACUGAACUUUCAAAAAAUAGUUCCGAUCAACAUGCGCAAACUCAAAAUGAAGAAAAUAUCAGUGUUGUUCUGAACAAGCAAGAACAGGCAAAAAUGGGAGGUGGGAAAUUUUCGAUACUACGGUGA